GACAUGUUUGACGAAGCCGGUCCAUUGCUUAUGAGGGCCGAAGCCAUAGGAAAGAAAGCUUUUGGUCCGGAUCAUCCGGACGUGGCCGUGGUUCUCAACAACCGGUCAUCGUUUUUGGCGCGCCAGGUGAGGAGACUCAGGCGUGUAAACAACGCGUUUCUAAUUGUGGGGCUAGCCUCGAACGUUCACCAUUCACACCGUUACCUCAAGGCUAGUUUUGGGCCCGAAGUCUUAAUCCUCUCGAUGAUAGCAUACAAGCCCAAUCGCUCGCCUAACUGCUUCGUUUCCCAGGGCAAUUAUGCUGAGGCAAAAAUUUUGUUCGAGAGCUCGCUGGCUAUUCAUGAAAAAGUGCAUGGCCGUGAUCAUCCGGAGGUUGCGACAGUCCUUGAAAACAUUGCGGAGCUUCUGAUGGAACAGGAGAUGUAUGAGGAGGCUGAGCCCUUGGUUGUGAGGUGUCUGGCCAUACGACAAAGUGCCCUGGGCCCAGAACAUCCGGAUGUGGCAUCGUCAUUACAACGCCGGGCGUCGUUGCUAGACGUGCAGGGCAAACAUGACAAGGCCAAGCCCCUGUUGGAGCGCUCGGUGGCGAUCAACGAGGCUACCUUUGGCUCGGAGCAUCCCCAUGUCGUUGCAUCCCUCAACGAUUUGGCGGCGGUCUUGGAGAAGCAAGUGGGUGUUUUUCCUUGA
Messenger RNA from Ectocarpus sp. CCAP 1310/34, 687 nucleotides. The record is from the annotation of a GenBank genome assembly. Lineage: Eukaryota; Phaeophyceae; Ectocarpales; Ectocarpaceae.